CGCAUAUAUAAACUGCUCUUUAUGCUGCCGACUCCUCACAAUUAUCUCUCCCUCAUUGUUUCUUUCUUCACACUCAUCACUCUCUGAUUCUUGAUUUCCUGUUCUCAGCGUUCAAACUUCUGCUACAGGAAAAAUGAGAGAAAUCCUUCAUGUUCAAGGUGGACAGUGCGGUAACCAAAUUGGCUCCAAGUUCUGGGAGGUUGUCUGUGAUGAGCAUGGCAUAGACCCAACCGGAAGGUACGUCGGCACCUCAGACCUGCAGCUUGAGCGUGUGAAUGUCUACUACAAUGAAGCUUCUUGUGGGAGGUUUGUUCCUCGUGCUGUGCUGAUGGACUUGGAGCCUGGCACUAUGGACAGUGUUCGCACUGGUCCAUAUGGGCAGAUAUUUAGGCCUGACAACUUUGUCUUUGGGCAAUCUGGUGCUGGGAACAACUGGGCAAAGGGUCAUUACACAGAGGGUGCAGAGCUUAUUGAUGCUGUUCUUGAUGUUGUGAGAAAGGAGGCUGAAAAUUGUGACUGCCUUCAAGGUUUCCAAGUCUGCCACUCUUUGGGUGGAGGAACUGGUUCUGGGAUGGGUACAUUGCUCAUCUCAAAAAUUCGCGAGGAGUACCCUGACAGAAUGAUGCUCACAUUUUCUGUUUUUCCCUCACCAAAGGUUUCAGAUACAGUGGUUGAGCCAUAUAAUGCCACCCUUUCUGUCCAUCAGUUGGUUGAGAAUGCAGAUGAGUGCAUGGUUCUUGAUAAUGAGGCUUUGUAUGACAUCUGCUUCAGGACUCUUAAAUUGACGACUCCAAGUUUUGGUGAUCUAAAUCACUUGAUCUCUGCAACCAUGAGUGGAGUCACUUGUUGUCUCAGGUUCCCUGGUCAACUCAACUCUGACCUGCGAAAACUUGCUGUGAACCUUAUCCCCUUCCCUCGCCUGCACUUCUUCAUGGUAGGGUUUGCUCCUUUGACCUCACGUGGUUCUCAGCAGUAUCGAGCCCUGACAGUCCCAGAACUGACCCAGCAAAUGUGGGAUUCUAAGAACAUGAUGUGCGCUGCUGACCCUAGGCAUGGCCGCUACCUUACUGCAUCUGCCAUGUUCCGUGGGAAGAUGAGCACCAAGGAAGUGGAUGAGCAGAUGAUCAAUGUUCAAAACAAGAACUCUUCGUACUUUGUUGAGUGGAUUCCAAACAAUGUGAAAUCCAGCGUCUGUGACAUUCCUCCCAGAGGGCUUUCCAUGGCUUCCACCUUCAUUGGUAACUCAACCUCCAUCCAGGAAAUGUUCAGGAGAGUCAGUGAACAAUUCACUGCCAUGUUCAGGAGAAAGGCUUUCUUGCAUUGGUAUACUGGUGAAGGCAUGGAUGAAAUGGAGUUCACUGAAGCUGAGAGCAAUAUGAAUGAUCUCGUGUCUGAGUACCAGCAGUACCAAGAUGCAACUGCAGAUGAUGAGGGUGAGUACGAGGAUGAAGAAGAAGAAGAAGAAGGAAUGGAUAAUAUCUAAAGACGAUGAAUGAAAUAUGUCGCAUGUCUGUGUUUCUCUGUAUCUUUGUUCUACUUUUGUAUUUGCCUGUAUGAUGGAUGGGUAAGUGAUUGCUGGUGGGAGGAGGAACAUUGGGAGAGGGAACGGGGGUAGAUGUUUUGAGAGUACCAAUGUUUUUGGCAUUUACUUUUGUUAUGGAUUUGUUCAUCUUUCAUUGCCAUCUUAAAGUAAGUCAUUCUCAUAUAUUCUGUUGUUGUUGAUA
Messenger RNA from Tripterygium wilfordii, 1724 nucleotides. Its product is annotated as tubulin beta-1 chain. The transcript is spliced from 4 exons. Gene Ontology annotation, molecular function: GTP binding; GTPase activity; structural constituent of cytoskeleton. The record is from RefSeq and is a predicted model, not a curated record. NCBI's taxonomy places the organism in Eukaryota, Viridiplantae, Streptophyta, Magnoliopsida, Celastrales, Celastraceae. Bases 134 to 1483 code for a protein of 449 amino acids. Gene Ontology annotation, cellular component: cytoplasm; microtubule. Gene Ontology annotation, biological process: microtubule cytoskeleton organization; mitotic cell cycle.